Pseudo-nitzschia multistriata is the source of this 1747-nucleotide messenger RNA. The record is from the annotation of a GenBank genome assembly. Lineage: Eukaryota; Bacillariophyta; Bacillariophyceae; Bacillariales; Bacillariaceae.
UAUGAUACAGUAUCACACAUCAUAAUUACGUACAGCAAGUUGCGGCUACCAUGAAGUGUUAUGUGUCGAUAUUGUUAGAUGUGAUAUCACACAUCAUAAUUUCGUACAGUAAGUUGCGGCUACCAUCAAGUGUCAAGUGUCAAACUAAAAGUAUCUGAUUGCGGUAUCUCACUCGAUCAGCACUCUCGUAGUGCGAAGUUUCCUUUGAUGAGUAUUAGCUCUGUCUCUAUAUUUCUUGCCUCCACAGUUUCCCAGACGCAUCCAAACCAGUCCCUCAUCAUUCCUCGUGUAUCACAGAUUCGCAGGCACAAUUUCUCCUGGAGCAAAGCACUGUUGGUCAUUCUUUGGCCGUUGGCCACAGAUACUUUCUCCAGAGUUCCGCGUUUUGUGGAAUCCUUUUCGCAAGUUCCCGCUCUAAAGUUUGCGCGAAUGGGGGUCACACCCAUAGGGGUCCGUUCUUCAUCGAAAGCUACAUCGUUGACGAGGAAAAAUACAAUGGAUGAACCGCCCGAUGUUCAGUCUCCAUGGAAAUUAUUUCCAUCAUGGCAAUAUAAUCUGUUGGUAAAAAAGCACGGUGCCGAUAGKGUUAAGCUUAUCUAUAUGGUGAGGCAUGCAGAAGGGACGCACAAUGUUAAUCGAGACUUUAAGAGUAUUGAGCAGCUCGACGCACGAUUGACACCAUUUGGGAUUCAGCAAUGCCGUGAAUUACGAGAUGAACUAUUGCUUGUGAAGAAUGGAACCACCGACAAGARAUGCAGGGAAGARGCCGAUACAGCAUCUCGAAAUGGUUGGAAGUACCAUACUCAGGGCUUGGAUCGUUUGAUGGAAAAUUUAAAGGAGACUCGGAGCCACGAAGACAAAGCCAACAUCGAUGGCCACAAGGAUAACGAUACUUGUGUUGUAGUUUCUCCUUUGACAAGAUGCAUCCAAACGGCAAUGUACUCCUUUGAAUUUUUUACUCAGGUGACAACAACGACAGGAAAAGAACAGGACUACUCGUCAACAAACGACAACACCAAGGUACCCUUUCUUGGUAUCGAGGCUCUACGGGAAACGGUAAAUUAUAACUGUGACCGACGGCGGCGAAUUUCUGAGGUUGCAAAUGAGUUUCCAGAAAUCGAUUUUACGCACUGUCAUUCAAACGAGGACGAGAUAUGGUUGUCGUAUCGGGGGCGAGAAAAAGACCAAGAAGGCAGAGAAAGAACUUUUGUCGAUGGUACUCUACUAGAAGGUGCAAAAAAGAAUUAUUUGGAAUCGGCCCAAUUGUACGCCGUGGCAAAUCGGGGCAGAAAUGCCAUGGAAUUCAUACAGUCUCUGCCCCAAUCCAAAAUAGUGGUAUGCACCCACUCUGCUUACCUCCGAUGCAUUUUGAACUGGGGACAGACCGGGGGCGUUCCAAAGAUGUUCGAUCAAAGGUUGGAUGACAGAGAGGAUCCAACGAGGCAGGACAAACUGUUUGAGUAUUGUUUCGAGCAAAAUGAAAGCAUCGACCAAAGUUCCGAAAGCAUCAAAGACCAAAUAUCCCAAUUCGACCAAGCAUCUUUUGAAAAAUACAUGCGAGAGGAUUAUGGAAAUGCAGAAUUGCGGUCUUUCUGUCUUUUGGUGCAGCAAGCAUAGGGCCCAAUGGCAACCAAAUGCCACAUUUGGCAACAGCAAUCAACAACCAUUGAACUCAGCGUAUCUUUCUUUUGUGCGUUUGCACAACAUCGUAAUAUCAGUGUAGUAUUGAUAAACACACGCGAUCAAC